CACCAUUCGUGCGAUGUUCCACCAUCGAUGCGUGCAGUGAGCCCAUACACGUACGUUAUCACAGCUGACCGACCUACCUACACGCGUUAGAGCGUAGGUAAUUGCUUUUGCCACGAGAAUGGCAGAAUGUAAGGAUACACGAUGCCUGGCCGUGUUUCACUGGAUCUGGAAGAAUCGCCGUGGGCUGAUUCUCGUGUUAACACCACUUUUACUUCUUCCUCUGAUCACCGUCGUUGGAACUACGUGGUGAGCAUUGAGAAUCCCGUGUACGAGGAGCAGCAGCAGCAGCAGGACGGGCCGCCGUCGCUGCCGCACCAGCCGAGCGUUGAGUUCCAGCAGACGACCACUGAGCACCACGUCGAGGAGCUGGAGGCGGAGUUUGGCGGCGAGGAGGAAGACGCCAACCUGGAGGACAUCGAGCACGUCGCCCAAGAGACCGAAGAGGAAGUAAGGAAGAGACGGAAUGUCAAAGGGAAUGAGCAGGAAGACGGGCAGGAAAUGACGGAGUUCAAUCAUGUUGCCUGCCAACAUUCCGAUUCCAGCAGUUACUCAGGAAGUCUCGAGGAGAUGGACGCCAUGAUAAAGCCGGAAGCGCCACUAGCGCCCGUAGAGAAUGGCUCUGUCGCCAUGGACGUGGAGGACUCUCAGCCGCGCUCUCGUGCAAACACAAGAACAUCUUACCGGAAGCGAUUACCUUCAAUGAAAAGCAUUAUGACGCUGGAUUUCGCCAGCAUAGAGAAGGACGAAGAGGACCGCAUCUUAACAAAGGGCAUGCUGCUGAGCAUUGCCUAUGGAGCAGCUACCGGGGGCACGGCCACCCUUACCGGAACUCCGCCUAACCUCGUGCUGAGUGGCCUACUGGAAACGUACUAUGGUUCUGAUGCAGGCGUCAACUUUGCUACCUGGUUUGUCUACUCUGCACCUGGAGCCCUUGUCAUGCUGCUAAUUACGUGGCUAUGGUUACAGUUCGUGUUCCUCGGAUGGAGGACCUUGUUCGGCUGCUGCAUCAAGGGCCGCAACACCUCAGACGCCACCGUGGAGCGAGUCAUCCGCGAUCAAUACCGACGCUUGGGACCCAUGUCGUUUGCUGAAGUCGAGGUGAUGGUGUGUUUCUUCUUCGUGGUGUUCCUGUGGUUCACACGCGAUCCCAAGUUCACUUCCGGCUGGUCGAAACUCUUUGACUACGGUACGGGGACAAUGGUGUCUGACGCGACGGCUGCUCUUAUUGUUGCCUUCCUGUUGUUCACGCUGCCUGUGGAACCUCCGAAGCUUCUGUGGUUCAUGUGGAAGCCAACGAACCCAGAUUCUCAGGAAGCCCUGAUCGAUUGGAAAACAGUUCAGCACAAGAUGCCCUGGGGUGUCGUGUUUCUGCUUGGUGGUGGAUUUGCUCUCGCUAAAGGUGUAGAGGAGUCGGGCUUGUCGCAGUACAUCAGCGUGGGACUGUCGUCGAUGAUCAGCUCCUUGCCGGUCGCCGUCGCCGUGCUCAUCUGCUGCAUCAUGACAGGCUGUCUCACCGAGGUCGUCAGCAACACAGCGACAGCCAACAUAGUGCUGUCACUGCUGCCCGACUUGGCGGCUAGUCUAAAAAUCAGCCCACUGCUGCUUAUGUUUCCCUCGACAAUAGUGGCAUCAUUUGCAUUCUCGUUGCCAGUAGCAACACCUCCGAAUGCAAUCAUAUAUGCGACAGGAGAGCUGAGCGUGUUGGAUAUGGUGAGGACGGGAGUAUUGCUGGACGUGUGUGGAAUCUUGCUUGCUACGUUUAUGGCUAACACCUACGGUGUGAAGUUCUUUGGGUUUGGUGAGAUACCAGCUUGGACUUAUGGAGGAGCAGGAAUUAUUCCAGCGUUCAACGCCACCUCGUGACAGCCGUAGACAACGCGACCCUGCACUUGCCCUUCCCCACCUACCUGUCACCACAGGUGCUGGCUUGGCCUGUGAACGCUCAGAUCGUGCGAAACAAUCGCCAUAGCAACUCACGGCGAGAGCUUGCACUGCUUUAGCGCUGGGCGUCCUUUGCGCGAAGAUGGAACGUUGGGUUUUGUUGAGGCAAGGCGGACAUCACUCGUAGCACUGACAAACAGGGGGCGCCAAGAAGAAUAGUACGCACGUUUAUCUUCUGGAUUUUCCAUGGAGUAGAACACUGCUCAUGACAGUCAUCUUCUGAGCAGAAAAGGACGUGGAAACACUAAAGGGGGUUUUACAUGUUUUGGACUCGUAAUUCUGAUUGAAUAACCGAGAAGGAUUGAAUCGGUUACUCAUGUUACCGUGAACAUAUGUAUACUCAGUAUACAUACAUUUGUAGAGUAUAUAGUACAUAGAGUGUACCUAUGUUCACCACCUUACUAGAACUAGUCCAAUAGGUGACACGGAAAAGUGUAAUUUAGCUCAUUUGUACCUAAAAUAUAAUGCAUGGAGAGGCGGUAGUGAUUAACUAUACAAUGCAAUUAAAAUUACAAUAUUUUAAGAAACCUGUCGAUGGGAGUUUUUCUUCAUACAAAGAAAACUGCAAAUUGGUAGCACCUUAAAGAAUGCAAAAUCAGGACUUCCUAGUAGAAUGUGGUUGUUAUGGCAUACACGUAUGACAGACAUGUACCAUGGCAGUGGUAUUUGACAUAACUAAGAUUGAAUUCAUUGAGUUAAAAUGUUUACACUUUGGCAUGGAAUCUUUUAAUGUUAUCAUCUCGGUGUUUAAAUGGCUUUUAGUUUUUCUGAGGGAAUCAAAUGGUGAGAGAGUUGCUUACUCGUUUGGUAUUACGGCUGUAAAAGUAGGACAAGGGGCGUGAUCAUGCAGCGGGUUAUAUAUGUUAUUAUUCAAGCAUUACCCACAAGAUGUACCUACUUUUGUAUAAAAUCUCUAAAUGUAACUGUGAUCACGGGAAUGUGUGCAGCCGUCACAUGAUAUAACGUUCAUGUGUAACUUCAAUGUGCAGCCAAGUGUUUCUUGUGGGGUUUUUCUAGCGCAGUAUAGUCUUAAAUAUUUCAUAUACCCGGUUCUGAUAUGAUAUGUGUUGUCGUAUAGAACUGUAGUUCUGCCUAAACUUGAGUUUUAAAUUGUGCUAUACCUCAAAGGAUCCGAGUUCUGUAUCAUUUCAGGAUCAUGGCGAAAACGAGGCAGUUAUGUAUUUAAUAUUGCACUGUAACACGUUGAACUUGCUUCCAUGUUUCUGUGACGGUAUACUUGAAGUUGUUCGACACAAUAUUCUACUGAAUUAGGGUACACUAAUUGCAGGUAGGGUGUAUAUAUAUAGUUUUUUAUUACAAGAGUCCUGUAAAAAAAAAUAAUGUUAAUUUAUAAAAGUGCACGAAUCCUUAAUAUAAUUUAAUAUUUCUAAUUCCAGUGCCGAUAUUCACUAGUUAAACUGAAGAAUGCACGGGUUCCAGAACCAAUUAUAGAUAAGUUAUAGUUGAGUUUAUAACAGUGAUGUAUAGUAGCGGUGUUAUUAUGGUGGAAGAAUAGAACUAAGAAUAAGGAAUUAAUUAUUUGUGAAUUCUACGAAUAAAGACAGCGAAUGAGAACUUUGAAA
Messenger RNA from Priapulus caudatus, 3524 nucleotides. RefSeq names its product solute carrier family 13 member 5-like. Gene Ontology annotation, cellular component: membrane. The coding region runs from base 142 to 1863 and encodes 573 amino acids. Lineage: Eukaryota; Metazoa; Priapulida; Priapulimorpha; Priapulimorphida; Priapulidae. The transcript is spliced from 13 exons. Gene Ontology annotation, biological process: monoatomic anion transmembrane transport. Gene Ontology annotation, molecular function: transmembrane transporter activity. The record is from RefSeq and is a predicted model, not a curated record.